AUGUCUGGAAGUUCCGAUUCAGAAGGCGACCUGGCAAAUGUCUUCAUCCGACGCAAUAAGCGAAACACGGACAAGGAGCUGCAUCGCAUACAGAUAGACAAGCCGCAUCAAUCAUCACGGAAGAAGAGCCGUCGUCGCUCUAGUCGCCGCUACGUCGAGGCACCUCCCAAGAAGGACCAUGACCAUGUCACGGACCAGGAAUCUGACGACCUGCUAGACGACUACUAUGGAGGCACAUUCCUAGGUCCAGACAUUCGCUUGGACCAUGAUGCAAGACCCGAACGAAUCUCUGCCAGGCCUGAACCUCUUUACAUCCGCCCGUCCAGUAUGCCUCAACCAUUACGACCUUCUGCUGGAUUUGGAGCCCCUCCACGCCCGCCGCCAAAUGGACCCCCUCCACCACCGCCCCCAAUUUCUCCAUCGUGGUCAGACGCAUCCUCAUACCAUCCUUCACAUAUGCCUACAAAUCCGGCGUAUAAACCAUUCGUACCACGAUAUAUUCCGUAUCGGCGGAACUCGAUCAUGGUACCGAUCAGAAGACAAGGAUUCAUAAGAGAAGCGCCACCCCACAGUAAAGGUCUUUGGGCUCGAGCGGCAGUUCCGAUCUACAGCAAAGGCAACGGUACUCUAAAACUGACCCUCAAACUUGUACUAACCCGGCACGGCGAACGCUACAAAAGCCGUGGCUUCAUCUACGAAAAAGGAACCUGGGACGAUUUCGCCUUCGCCACACGUCUCACCCAAGAAUACCGACGUCUCAAAACCGACCACAUCGGCCUAGUCCAAAAACUCACAGCCUACAAAGCCAUCUCCUUCGUAUACUUCCUCCAAUACCACGCCUUUCCCGACCAAGCCUACAAACACGGCCGCUGGCAAAUCAGCGAAAAGAAAGCCAUCACGAACCGCGACGACGAUCGAGGUCGAGCGUUUUUCAUGUUCCAGCUCCGCAAGAAAGCGCGAAGCGUUUCGAAACUUUUCCAUGUUUUUCGAGAGGAGAAGAACAGCGAGGCGAGAAGGCAGAAACAUUCUAGAGUUUGGGUGGAUAAUUUGGAUGAGUUGAUCGAACCCGGUGCCGUGGUGGAUUUGGAGAUCAAGGAGACGUUUGACAGUGCGAAGGUGUAUGCUGCGUUGCUUCUCGUGAUUUUGAUCAGUCUUGGUGCGGCGCUUGGGUAUGGGUUUGGAAUGGAGAAGGAUUUCUCGACGGGGUUUUCAAUCGCGGGGUGGCUGAUUACCGCUUUUGGAUUUUUUGCGGCGAUUGUUGCUGCGGGCGAGUACUUUGGGUUGGAGAGUCCGAGCAUGACGCUUUGGGAUGCGGAGCCGUUGGAUAAGGGAAAUGUGUUGCCUGCCGGAAUGUUAUAUAUAUGGAAGGAAUUCUUCCGAAAUUUGCCACUCUGUACACAACAACUCUCUAGGAAGAUGUAUCUUUCACUGAAAUACGGGAGAAGCGGGACGCCUUGGGGGCUAGCAGAAAAUCGCACUUUGCACAGUGUUUUCGAAGGUUGGGCUUGGAUCGACGUAUGCUGUAGAACUAUCGACAAAAUCCACCGUCUGUCGUGCGUCUACGUUGGUAAAGCGCCCAAGCAGUCCUUGACUGGAUCUAAAUAG
Messenger RNA from Pseudocercospora fijiensis CIRAD86, 1605 nucleotides. RefSeq lists its product as uncharacterized. The transcript is spliced from 3 exons. Bases 1 to 1605 code for a protein of 534 amino acids. The record is from RefSeq and is a predicted model, not a curated record. NCBI's taxonomy places the organism in Eukaryota, Fungi, Ascomycota, Dothideomycetes, Mycosphaerellales, Mycosphaerellaceae.